CGGUAAGCGCGCCCCAGGCCUGGCCUGGCUGCUCGGGAGCGCGCCCCGGAGGCCCGCCCUGUCUUCGUCCGGCGGGACCGCUCCCGACGCGGCGGCCAGCACUAGCCGGCCCAGGCAAGCAAGUCACCACUUAGAGGACUCAGCAGAUGAAUAAGGAAUUCAUCUUAUUACCAGCGGCGUUCAAACAUUUGUGAAAUUUAAGAAUUGUAACUGCAGUUCUGAUUCGUGGAUCUUCAAAGUAGAGAAGAUUUCAAGAUUUACAAAGGUGCAGGUUUGUGCAGAUUUGAAGACGUAUCUUAUGAACUUGUAAAACAGACGUGUUUGAGAUGUGGUGGUUUCAGCAAGGUCUCAGUUUCCUUCCUUCUGCCCUAGUAAUUUGGACAGCUGCUGCUUUCAUAUUUUCGUACAUUAUUGCUAUAACACUCCACCAUGUUGACCCUGCUUUGCCUUAUAUCAGUGACACAGGUACACUGCCUCCAGAAAAAUGCUUGUUUGGGGCAAUGUUAAAUAUCGCUGCAGUUUUAUGCAUUGCUACAAUUUAUGUUCGUUAUAAGCAAGUUCAUGCUCUGAAUCCUGAAGAGAAUCGUAUCAUCAGAAUAAACAAGGCUGGCCUUGUACUUGGAUUACUGAGUUGUUUUGGACUUUCUAUCGUGGCAAACUUCCAGAAAACAGACUUUUUUCCUGUACACAUAUGUGGAGCUGUGCUCACCUUUGGUAUGGGCUCGUUAUAUAUGUUGGUUCAGACCAUCCUUUCCUACCAAAUGCAGCCCAAAAUUCAUGGCAAACAAGUCUUCUGGAUUAGACUAUUGCUGGUUAUCUGGUGUGGAGUAAGUGCAUUUAGCAUGCUGACUUCCUCAUCAUUGUUGCACAGUGGCAAUUAUGGCAAAGAUGUAGACCAGAAACUCCAUUGGAACCCCGAGGACAAAGGUUAUGUGCUUCACAUGAUCACCACUGCAGCAGAAUGGUCUUUGUCAUUCUCCUUCUUUGGUUUUUUCUUGACUUACAUCCGUGAUUUUCAGAAAAUUUCUUUACAAGUGGAAGCCAAUUUACAUGGAUUAACCCUCUAUGACACUGCUCCUUGCCCUGUUAACAAUGAACGAACACGGCUACUUUCCAGAGAUUUAUGAUGAAGGGAUAAAACAUUUCUGUGAUGAUUAUGAUUCUCAGGGAUUGGGGAAAAUGUUCAUGAAAGUUACUUACUCUGCUCUGAAAUUUUCAACCAGUUAAUCAAGGCUGACAGUGACUUUGGUGAACACUGAUAAACAAGAGACAUAAAUAAAGCCGUUUGAUAAGUUAUUUUAAAGGAUAUCAUCAAGAAGAGCAUGGGAAAACAUUUAUGCCCCUACUUGUUUUUAAUCCCAGAAAAUAAAACCAAAGGACUACAACAUUGUAGAUUUUUUUCCUACUUAUGAGAAACAACCAGAAGUGUACCAAGCAGUCUACAAAAUCCAGCCUUUCAUAUUUUCUAAAUCAUCGUAAAGCGUGUUUUGUUUGGAGCACUUUUAUAAGAGACAUUUUCCAGGAC
Messenger RNA from Puma concolor (puma), 1525 nucleotides. The record is from RefSeq and is a predicted model, not a curated record. Lineage: Eukaryota; Metazoa; Chordata; Mammalia; Carnivora; Felidae.